CUCGGAUGUCAAGUGUAACGAUUUUGAGCUUUUUCUCGAUAUCAUCUAUCCCUGGUGAUGGUGUUUUGCUCUUCUCGAUGACCUAGAGUAACUUAUGCCGGUAGCCUUGUAGUGACUUCAGCAAGCAUGUCGCUGAAACAUUAGCCGAAUGGACUGUCAUACUCCACUUCUCCUCAACGUGGGGAGCUGCGACCAUUCGUACCCUCGCCAUUAGUAAGUGCUUUCCCCUUGCGCCCCCGGUGGACAAGAUCGUUUCAGGACGUCGUUACGGCAUCGAAGAUUGGCUGAAAGAAGCCUACAUAGCCGUAUGUCAGUAGGAGGAAUCACUGACGCUGCAGGAGGGGGAACGGCUCAAGGAAAUUGUUUCCGCCGUCGUCGAAGCAUUCCGUCUCGUCUGCAAGCCAGAGAGAAUGUUACACCCAUCGAGCCAGCCUGUGUCACAGGCGAAGACGGAUCCCGGGGUCAAUAGAAUACGAUGAAAGUCGGGAAUGGGCGAAAAGGCGCCACUUUUACAUCAUUCUCGUUGGGCUUCCCUUGUACAAAGCAACGAUCAAGUCCUGAGUAGCAUUCUUGUAGACGCAGAUGAGUUGCAGCAUCGUAAGUUCGACUCCGGAAGCAUCGGCCCUGG
Punctularia strigosozonata HHB-11173 SS5 is the source of this 628-nucleotide messenger RNA. RefSeq lists its product as uncharacterized. NCBI's taxonomy places the organism in Eukaryota, Fungi, Basidiomycota, Agaricomycetes, Corticiales, Punctulariaceae. The transcript is spliced from 2 exons. Bases 308 to 469 code for a protein of 53 amino acids. The record is from RefSeq and is a predicted model, not a curated record.